UACACGCUCGAAGUAUGUAGUACCCAUUUUGUAGUCGUCGAGUACGGCUCGGACUUUGCAACAUGGCUGGUAUAGUACUGCGCCCACCUUCUUUCUCGCCUGCGAAAGCGCCUGCUGAAUACAGCUCGCCCAACAUUGCGUGGCUGACGGAGACAUGGCACGUUACUCACUCCACGCUUCCAAUGUGGAAGGAUAAACGCAAUAUCCGAAUCAAGUAUACGCCGCUGCCAGCUUCUGUGUCUUCGAUCUCGGUAGAGUACACGGACCGCAUGGACGACGAGGUGUCCUACCAGAGUCUCAAGGAUGAGAAGAUCCAGACAGUGCACGGAGUCGACAAGCUCGCGAGUUCUGGAGACGCUAGGGAUGCGUGGGAUUGGCACGGUAGGGGCUGGCUGAUGCUUGCAGGCAAGCUGGCACAUAGCCAUUGGGAGAUCCUGGGCUGGGGUGACGAAACUGGGACGGGUAAUAAGUGGGUUGUCACAAUGUUUGCGAAGACUCUUUUCACGCCUGCUGGCAUCGAUGUGUACUCGAAAGGCGUAGAUGGGCUGCGGAAAGAGACCGUUCGGGCGAUCAAGGAUGCACUAGCGAACAUUGAGGACCAGAACGUGCAGAAGAUGGCGGUUGAGCUGUUCGACACCACGCUCGACUCGGCUCGUCGAUAGAUCAAGCUUUCGUUUGUGGUUAUCGUCGGCAGUGAGACGAAUAAUGUGGCUCCAUAAUUUCUCGAUCUUCAGGCUGGCUGGUUCGUGUGUUAUGUGUCUAUUACCGUAGCCGUACCGUCCAUCUACGCAAGCAUCGCCAUUGUCCCACCUGCGGUGCGUCGACGACAUCUAACCCUUGCCGUACCACGUCUUGUGCCCGAGAACCAUGCGGCACAUCAUGUACAUGGACGCUGUGAGGCGGUGUUAGCCAUGAUCAGCAAUACUCCUGGCCAGGCACAUGAGUGUGUACUGACCUGAGGUCGUUGAGAUCAACAGGGCGUAGUAUGGGUAAAGCAUCAAGCUAGCACGUG
Baudoinia panamericana UAMH 10762 is the source of this 1012-nucleotide messenger RNA. RefSeq lists its product as uncharacterized. The transcript has a single exon. Lineage: Eukaryota; Fungi; Ascomycota; Dothideomycetes; Mycosphaerellales; Teratosphaeriaceae. Bases 63 to 662 code for a protein of 199 amino acids. The record is from RefSeq and is a predicted model, not a curated record.